AUGUCGCUCAACGUCUCGAGUACAGCCAGGCGGCUCGCCACACAGACUCUCCGGAGCUGCAGAUCUGCCCAGUCGACCAGCAGCACAGCCCUGCUACGGCCCUUCAUCUCAGCAUCCCCCUUCUCGACCUCUACACCCCGACCACAAGACGACCUUGCCCCUGCAUCGGAAUCUGCAGACCACCUACCUCGAUGGGCGCGCACACCGGAGCGUAUGAAGGCAACUUUUUCUCCACACAUCACAAAAGACCCCAAGAACUCAGUAUGGCACGUGAACACGGAUCCCGCCAAACUCGAUGACGCCCUGAACAACCUGCUCGGCAAUGGCGGUGAGCGCCUGCUUCCCGACGAGCUGAAGUGGCUCGCUGUGACGCACAAAUCUUUCGACCAAGGACGUAGGGGCUUCAACGAUCGUCUGGCUUACUUGGGACGCCAGAUCGCUGUUACCGAGGCCAUGCAGAGCAUUUUGAGCGAGACCGCCGGACCUCUGGGCGACCAGACUAUGGAGAGGGAUCCAUUCGAGGGCCGGAGGGAGCCUUUCGAGAAUGCCCUGUUGGACAGGGUGGACCGAUUGGCCUUCCAGUUACCAGAUUCCGUCUUUGACCUGAAGAAGAUGCAAAAGCUGGCUGUGGAGACGGGCAUUAACCGGGUGGUCAGGUGGAAGCCCAGAAAGCCCGAGAAUUUGAAAGUCUCCGGCAUUCCGGUCGUCAUGUCCGGAGCGUUAUAUGCCAUCAUUGGAGCUAUCGCGCUACAACACGGCGGAAAGGUCGCCAGCAAAAUUGUCAGAGAGCGCAUAAUAAGGAAGCUUCGGUAG
This is a messenger RNA of Truncatella angustata, 813 nucleotides long. Its product is annotated as ribonuclease-III-like-domain-containing protein. Gene Ontology annotation, molecular function: structural constituent of ribosome; ribonuclease III activity. Gene Ontology annotation, cellular component: mitochondrial large ribosomal subunit. Lineage: Eukaryota; Fungi; Ascomycota; Sordariomycetes; Amphisphaeriales; Sporocadaceae. Gene Ontology annotation, biological process: RNA processing; mitochondrial translation. The transcript is spliced from 2 exons. The coding region runs from base 1 to 813 and encodes 270 amino acids. The record is from RefSeq and is a predicted model, not a curated record.